Messenger RNA from Rhipicephalus sanguineus (brown dog tick), 5949 nucleotides. Its product is annotated as centaurin-gamma-1A. Lineage: Eukaryota; Metazoa; Arthropoda; Arachnida; Ixodida; Ixodidae. The transcript is spliced from 19 exons. The record is from RefSeq and is a predicted model, not a curated record. Gene Ontology annotation, cellular component: nucleus. Gene Ontology annotation, molecular function: GTPase activity; protein binding; GTPase activator activity. The coding region runs from base 383 to 3121 and encodes 912 amino acids.
GUCUUGGUGUUGUGCCGUCGUCCCACUGCGUGUGCGUCAGAGGCGGUGGUUCGACGUCAUUAUACGGGACCAUAUUGUCACCCUCCGUGGCACCACAGUUCUUCGAGCACCGGCAGUGAGUGUUGUGCGUUUUCCUGGCCAAGGAUUUGGCACUGGUAAACCUGCUUCGUGCGCGGCCGGUGUACCGUGCUUUUAUGUGAUCAACGGCUGCCCGUUGGAUGAAAGUGACGCGCGACCUUGGUGCUAAACGGGCAAGAGCCACAUCUGCGGCCUGUGCUGUCUUUUCGGCCAUGUCUGCGAUACCCCCCCACGGCAGCCCGAGGCGCAGUGUCGUCGUCUGAGCGUCGUGUGCAUUCCGCGUAGCGCUUUUUCGGAUACGGCGAUGGAGAAGUUCUUCCUGCGCGCCCUGGGCCGCUCGUACACGUACUGCUGCGCCGAGGCGACUCCUCCGCUUCCGGCUCCGCAGCAGCAGCAGCCACCUCCUCCUUCCGGGCGGACGUCCGGCGGUGGCCGACGGUCGACGGACGUCGCGGUGCUGCGCAGCAAGGCCUCCGCCAGGCACGCCAGGUCGUCGCCCAGAAAACGACAUUCAUUCGUGAACAGCCAGGAAUGGACGCUCAGUCGAUCUGUGCCCGACAUACGCUUGGGCAUUGUGGGCAGCCUGACAAGCGGAAAGUCUGCCCUGGUUCACCGCUACCUCACCGGUUCCUACAUGCAGGACGAGUCCCCAGAAGGUGGUCGCUUCAAGAAGGAGAUCGUGGUGGACGGCCACAGCUACCUGCUGCUCAUCCGGGACGAAGGCGGACCCCCCGAGCUGCAGUUCAGCUGCUGGGUGGACGCGGUGAUCUUCGUGUUCAGCCUGGAGAAUGAGGCCUCGUUCAGCGCCGUCUACAGCUACUACAUGCGAAUGGCCCACUUCCGGAACAACGCCGCCGACCUGCCACUCAUACUCGUCGGCACGCAGGAUGCCAUCAGCGAGAGCAACCCGCGCGUCAUAGACGACUCGCGUGCCCGGAAGUUGGCCAGCGACCUCAAGCGGUGCACCUACUACGAGACGUGUGCCACCUACGGCUUCAACGUCGAGAGGGUCUUCCAGGACGCUUGCCAGAGGAUUGUCCAGAUGCGCAUGGCUUCUGCGUUGACACCCAACAACUCCCGGCCGAGCACACCCGUCGGUGUUGGUGCGGGCCGAGCCACUGCCCACUUUGGUGUUGCCAGCAAUGGUUAUGCCCGGGAGCAGCAGACUGUGGUUCCCACCACCAAUGCCACGGCAACACUGGUCAACAGCUACAAUGCCCUCCAUGGUGGCUCUGUCAACACGCCAACUGCAAACCUCAGUCAGACGUCACUUAAGGAGAGCCACCUACGCCAGAUCCGUGACUGCAUUGCCUCUGGCACCUCGGUACAGAGGGAGAUCCAGAAGUUCGAGAAGGGCACCGGCACCCCGGCCACCGGACUGUCUCAGCAGGCCUCGGAAUCCAUGCCACCACCGUCGGCACUGAGCGGAAACAAUCGCGACCGACCAGAGUUCGUGACUCCCUGCUCGACGCCGACGACGGCACGCAAGACCCGCCGAAGGUCCAACUUGUUCACGCCCUUGAAGAAAACCGACGACGAGAAGAGGCUUCGCAACGGGGAGAUGGGAAGUGGCCGAGUGAUUCCUGUGCGGCAGGGGUACCUGUACAAGAAGAGUGUCAAGGCUCUCAACAAGGAGUGGAAGAAGAAAUACGUCACCCUGACAAGCGAUGGGAGGCUCACCUACCACCCUAGUCUUCAUGAUUACAUGGAUGAUGUUCAUGGGAAGGAGAUUCCUCUGAUGCACACCACAGUGAAGAUUCCAGGCCAGAAGCCAAGGGGUUCGAGAGUGGCUGGGUCCACACCUCAGGUCAACGACCUAGCAUCAGACGUGGGCACCCUCUCCCUGGCUGGAGGCAUCCCUUACUUCAAGUAUAAGGAGCCCCGCGAGCGAGACUGCCUGGCCAGCUUUGACCCUGCUGAUGCUCAGCACAGCAAUGCUUUCUACUCAGGGAUGCUGAAUGGUAGUGAGACGCAGCUCAUCCCAGCUGUGCCCAACACCAACCCAAUGCUGUCGAAGCUGGAGACACCCAAUGUGAAGAAGAGGCACCGACGCAUGAAAAGCACUGGUGCCAAGAAUUUCGAGGCCAUGGAAGACUCCGAUGGGUACGAGUUCAUCAUUGUAUCUCUCGACAACAAGCAGUGGCAGUUCGAGGCGUCUAACGGUGAUGAUCGGGAAGGUUGGGUCAGUGCCAUUGAGCAGCAGAUUCUCAGCAGUCUUCAGGGAAAUGAAAGCAGCAAAGCAAAGAGCCGCAUGAACAGCAUGGCGGACUCUGCCUCAUCGAUCCAGGCCAUUCGGACAAGUGUCCCUGGCAAUUCUCAUUGCGCCGACUGUGAUACGCCACAGCCAGACUGGGCCAGCCUCAACCUUGGCACACUCAUCUGCAUCGAGUGCUCAGGCAUCCAUCGCAACCUGGGCUCCCAUAUCUCCAGGGUCCGGUCUCUGGACUUGGACGACUGGCCACCAGAGCACGUGGCCGUGAUGAUGGCGCUGGGCAACAUGGCGUCCAACUGCAUCUGGGAAGGCAGCGCCGCUCGUAGUGGUUACGCCAAGCCUAGCCCCCACUCGAGUCGCGACGAGAAAGAGCGCUGGAUUCGGGCCAAGUACGAGCAGCGAGAGUUCCUGGCACCUCUGCCUUCUUCGAGUGGGCCCACCGCUCAACAGCUUCGCGAUGCCGUGUGCCGUGGGGACGUGAGACAAGUGGCACUGCUGCUGGCACACGCGGCACCCCACCAACACGAACUGGUCAAUGCGCCAACAAGUGCCCGAGACUCGAGGACACCACUUCACAUGGCUGCCGCAUUGGGAAAGCUGGCCAUGGUGCAGCUUCUACUGUGGAACAAUGCCAAUGCUAAAGCUGUGGACUCUGAAGGCAGAACCCCGCUGGUGUACGCAAAGAACUCCAACUUCACCGAGAUCUACGAGUUGCUGCUGCACAGCGGAGGACCCGACCCAAACCAGCUGUCGACCACGCUGUCUCGGCGGAGGGGAAGCCUGUCCAAGCGAUCGGACGUCUUCGACAAGCUCCCAGCCAGCAUCAUCUAGAAGCCCAAAGACAGUUCCUUGUUCACCCACCAUCAUCGUGUGACGCUUUCAUCAUUGCAUCACCCACUGCCCUCGAUCAUUUUUUUUUACAUCCUUCACUUUUUUGUGUUGUUACUCGCUGUUUUAUUUGCUGAGGAAUUACGAAAUGACCUAAUAUAUUACACCUGUCUGUCUGCUUGCUGCCUCUCUGCACUGUUGUGCAGACAUUUGUCCCAUGUUUCGUUCAUCAGGCCUGAACGUUCAUUUUUAUUCUCUGACAAUGAGCAAUUUUCCUUCUAUUGGUCUACUACUUGCAGCUUUGUACGGGUCAUGGACAGCACUUGCUACAAAGCAAGCAGGAUCUUAUUCUGCUUUAUUAACAGACAAAAAAUAUUUUUCUGGCUGUUAUAGCCAUUAGCGACACAUAAUUGAACCUGUGUAUGACAAUACUUUUCUGGAAAUUGAAGGAAAAUGCACUCUAUAAUUCUUGUCAUUGCUUUUAGGUAUCGAAGUUUUAGUGCCUAAAACGUUAUUACAGUUCUCAACUUUGAAUACCUUGCCUUCUUUUCUUUUUAUUGCUCAGGCUCUCGUAGUUUCCUCACGUGUUGUCUUUGCUGUGAAAUCAAACAGUUCCUGCCCAAAUAGCUAGUCCUGACUUAAGAUUAAAUGUGUGUACUAGUUACUAGCUGUUUAACGCCGCCGAAGCUCAAUCAAUAAACAAUGUGUUGGGAAGCUUGAAAAACUGCUUACAAUCUCAUAAAUGCAUACAAAUGGAAUGACUAUUCCGCAUAUUGGACAGUGUUGUUAAGAAAACAUUGCCACUUAUCAAGCUCUCUCGGUACCUACUGUGUGCAUUUAUGAGAAUGCAAAUUGACCACGUGCUCGGAAGUGGGCCUAAGCUGUAACGAUGUGUCUCUCAGCCAAGCAGUGCGGCAGAAAGGUGUGUGCAGCGCCAAAGCCCCGUGUGUGCUUGCGUGAACGUGUGCUAGGAUUUGUUAGGGCCUCACUGAAGCUGCGCUUCUGUGUUCCCGUUUGGACAUCCGAAUGAAUGGAAGCGUUUGUAUUACACAGUGGUGAAAUUCUAUGUAGAAAGUUGUUGCUCGUCGGACCCACAUGACAUUUUUUUCUACGGCACCUCGUGUGUUUGUCACUCGACCGCUGCACGCACUCCUGGCAAACGGGUCAUCGUCGAGUGUCGAGAAAACGCCACUCACCGUCCACGUGCUUAGUUUUCUCAUUUAGUCGUCACGACAACUCGCCGGGGGUGACCGGCGGGACCGUCAAAGACUGCAGGACUACGCAGGAAGAGUGCUUUACUCUGUAGUGCAGCAAACAGUUGAAGAGGGCUAGACAUGACAGGGUAGCACCUGUGUAAAUUUACGAUCAACUAAUAUUGUCCAGUUAACAGAGGAGUGCACCUUCUCUGCCCUGCACUCUUUGACUGUCGUGACAAUACACAGGGCAGUCUUAUGUGGUCCUCUGCCUUUUACGUGUCUGUCACAGUAAGGAACCGCAAUUUGUGGAAUCUGAGUUGCCGAGUUUUCAGUUCUACUAUAUUGGGACACUCUCUUAUGUAAACUAGCCUGCAAGGAGUGCACUUGCUCGAUUUGUGAGUCUAGUGUAGGUUGGGUUUACUAUGCCGUAAAGAUUAACUAAGAAAAGAAAUUUGUUGUUCACUAUGACUACUUGCUUUCUUAUUAAUACAUAUCUUCAUCACGAAGAUAUCAGACACACUUAAAUACAGCGUGCAUGUGGGUGUGACCUGUCUAUUAAGUAUCAUUAUCAAAAAAACUUAUUUGUCGAUGAAUUCUCAUGCAAAAGGCAUUCAAAUAUUACUUUGUGGCUGCUUAGAAACGAGCAAUAGCACUGAAAUAGAAUUUUCCAGAAAAUUAUCUCAUUUCUUUAUUUUGAUAGAAAACAAGUGCUUCUGUGUUUCUUUGAAGUCUUGCUUUUGUAUUAUAUCGGCUGUUGUUACUGUAGUGGCCCUUGAAUGGUGUACAUAUGUUUCAAUAAUUUAAGCACUUGUUUAUAGCUUGGGGGCCUGCAAACAGCGUGCAUCCUAUGAUUGCACCUAUUCUCCUGUGUGCAUGUGUUUGAUGUUGCUGUGUUCUUGCAGGUUGUGGAAAUGUACAUACUGCAGAUGUGUAAUUUAAUUAUUUACAGAUGGGUCACGUUCACCACUUUAAAGAUGGUUUAUUUUCUGUGUGCACAUGUGUUUUCUUUUUGCUUCUUAAGCCAGGACAGCCAAGAAUUGCUUUGUACAUCAAACACAGGGAACGUUAUGGAAGGGCAUUUUUGCCUGCGUGCAGUUUAAAUUUUACCGUUCCAUGUUUCCUUUAAUGCUGAACAAUGUGGCUGGUUUAUUCUGUCAACAUUCCGUUUGCUCAUGCAUUGUUAUGAAAACUGAGCAGCAUCAAUUCCUUGAUGCAAUGUGUCUGAGCUAAGUUUUUGUAGUUGCGUAAAUUUUCUAGUUAGUCACACUUAGCCAAGUUGCAUGAAGUCAGCUGGAAUUCAUGCAUGUUUUGAUUCACUGUCAUAACUUGAGGUUGAAUACUGUGUGUAGUUCCUACCCAGUGUUGCUUGAUUGUGAAAGUUGCUGAUGCUGUACUUUGUUGUGGCUGGUCUAUAUGUAAUGUCCAGCAACACUGUAGUCAACCGAUUGCGCGUUUAGAUUGACGAAACAUGCUGCCCUUUGUUUGCAAGGCAUGGCUGCUGUCGUGGCUGGAAGCAGUAUUUGUAUGUAGCAUUUUGUAAAUUUGUAAAGAAAAAUAGUAAAACAGGUUGUUUGUAAUGUCUGUUUUCUUUUGAAGCAGAAAACAAGAAUAAAGUUAUACAAUGUGUACAAACCA